UCUUGAAGCCCCAUGUCCCCGUGCUGCUCUUUUUUUCCCCAGUCUCUCUUUUCGUCAACCUCAAUCGUCCACAUCACCACGUCGCUCGCUCGGCAGCCCAUCCUUUCCUCCUUCCCUCCUUCUCCCCCACUUCUUGCUUUGCUUCUCACCACAGUCACUCUCUUUAGAAUAAACUAAUUCAAUUGUAUUGCGACCCGUUCACUCCUUCCGGGUCCCAUUUUUGCCUUCGCAGCUCCAACACCAUAGCCCUAGCCCUCGCCCUCGCCGACGACGAUCUCGAUCAUCGCCGCCGACCGACUAGUACUACUACCUACGACCUAACGCGAUCGCAUAUUAUCAUUACCACCUCCUGCUCCAGCUUCUUGGUUCAGGACCGACGCUCCUUUGCAACUGCUUUUUUCCCAUCAUAGUUUUCCAGCAUUUAUUUGUCGAGUUGCGACAACAAUCUACACCUACCUCCCUACCAGACAACCGAGCUACGAUUUGAAAAAUAUCACACCAUCUCGACACAUCCGCCUAGGCCGAGUGAUAUCUGCGCAACAAUCUAGGUGGAAUUGAAUUUGGACGACAUCACUGCGAUCGUUGCCUAAUCGCGACAUUUAUCUACCCUUAUUAAUUGGUGAUACCCCUUGGACGAUAAAACAACACAAAAAGAAGAACUCAGCAAGAUCACCGGGCCCGAAAUGGCUACCGACGUGGUCAAGCAAGAGGAGGGCCUGACCCUCCACACUCCUCAGCUCUCGACUUCGCCAUGCUCCACCAAAUCCUCAUUGCCAGCAUCUAAUGCCACCACUCCCACCAAGGACAUGAAGAUGGAGACGAAGCCCGGGCAAAGCGCUUCGCGGCGCCCGCCCCGCAAGAGCACUCUCACCCAGCAGCAGAAGAACCAAAAACGACAGCGCGCCACUCAAGAUCAAUUGACCACGCUCGAGAUUGAGUUCAACAAGAAUCCCACACCCACAGCUACCGUUCGUGAGAGGAUAGCGGAGGAAAUCAACAUGACCGAGAGGUCUGUUCAGAUCUGGUUCCAGAACCGACGUGCCAAAAUCAAGAUGCUCGCAAAGAAGAGCCUCGAAAGCGGCGAGGAGUUGGAUACCAUGAUUCCUGAAUCUAUGCGCCAAUAUCUUGCCAUGCAAGCCAUGGAAUCCGGAAAGAGCAUCCCUGGCUUCUUCGGUCGCCCGGGCCCGUUCCCCUAUGGACACCAGGGCAUGAUGGGCGCCGAGCAGGGUGGCCAGGGCAAAGUUUUGAUUCAUCAUCUCAACUGCCGCUCGCUCACCAUCGGAAGAUGGACCCGUGUUGGGCAGAAUGCGAUGGAUCUCAUCGUUUUCUACUCCCCUGACAAGUGCACCAUGACCUACUACAUCAACAACGAGCAGGCUGGCUACAAGAUCGAGUACCCAUUUUCCUACAUCAAGAACAUCUACCUCAACAACUCGGAUGAUCACCACGCUGGAAUCACGAUUGAGCUGCUCGAGGCUCCCUUCUUCUACAUGGACUCGGCGACCACCUCGACUUUCAUCCAGGUGAAUGACUUCACUGAAGACCUGCAAGCUUCUCGCUGCAUGACCCACCACCUCGGUGGUAACCCCAAGGCUUUGAGCGGUCAAUUGGCUAAAUUGGUCAGCCUGGAGUCGUUCAUGCACCGUCAUACCGCGCCGCCUCCUCCUCCUCCCCCGAUGUUUGACCAGCUCCACACGCUCUCCAUGUCUGCCCCCGUGUCGCCCCAGGCCAGACCCUCUUCUCAGCCAAACUUUGCUCAGCCGCAUGUGGGCAUGUUCCAGGAAACCCAGUGGGGAAUUGCUGCUCAACAUCACACCAUGAUGAUGCGUGGGCCAGGCCACAAGAGACAGCGUAGUCGCAGUGUGCCAGGUCCCAUCGACUUCCAGACCAUGCAGCUUUUGCAAAACCCCCCGAGCUUCCACAUCACUCAGCCAGAGGGCCAGCCACACACGCAGAAUCCACACAUCUUCAGCCCAAUUCCCCAGCAGCCCAACAUGCUUGGUCCCAUCGGGCCAAAUCUGCGGAUCGACACCCGUGCUGGUUUCGGCAGUCUGGACAUGCGCCAGUAUCCUCUCUCCGCGACAACAGCCCCCUCGCCAUCAGAGUUCUCGAGCCCCAACUACUUUGCCUCGCAAGCUCCAGAGCCCAACGGUCUUCCUGCUGGCAGCUUCACGCCAUAUAGCGGUACUUUCUCGCCCAUGGUGAAUCCUGCCAGCCUGGGUGUUCCUCCGCCUUCCAUCUCGCCGCUCUCAUUCAACCAUCCCGACCCGGCCAUUGUCGGCGAAUCUCCUCCCAUGUCGAUGCCGCCAAUGUGCGAUGGUUCGGCCAUUUCCGAUGACGGCAGUAUGAAUGACAUGUACCCAGGCAACAAGCACACCAUGACGUUGCCGCUUCACCCACAUUCGCCCUUCAUGGAGCAGAGCCAGAGCGAGAUAGAGCUGAACCAGUACAUGGAUCUCAAACAUUACGACGUGGAUCCGGCUUCUCUGUCGCCAGAAAGCGUCCAGGCCCAAUAG
Messenger RNA from Podospora pseudocomata, 2516 nucleotides. It is a transcript of the gene TRF2, whose product is annotated as Transcription elongation factor SPT4. Gene Ontology annotation, biological process: cell differentiation; regulation of transcription by RNA polymerase II. Bases 684 to 2516 code for a protein of 610 amino acids. Gene Ontology annotation, molecular function: DNA-binding transcription factor activity, RNA polymerase II-specific; RNA polymerase II cis-regulatory region sequence-specific DNA binding. Lineage: Eukaryota; Fungi; Ascomycota; Sordariomycetes; Sordariales; Podosporaceae. The transcript is spliced from 3 exons. The record is from RefSeq and is a predicted model, not a curated record.